This is a messenger RNA of Podospora anserina S mat+, 2427 nucleotides long. RefSeq lists its product as uncharacterized. The transcript has a single exon. Lineage: Eukaryota; Fungi; Ascomycota; Sordariomycetes; Sordariales; Podosporaceae. The record is from RefSeq and is a predicted model, not a curated record. The coding region runs from base 1 to 2427 and encodes 808 amino acids. Gene Ontology annotation, molecular function: protein binding.
AUGGCCAGAACAACGGGAGAUGUCACGAACCACGACACGCCGGGAAUUGAACAGAACCUUGAAGCAGUCCGUUUGUCUCAGAAAACGCACGUACCAGCAACGAAGCACAGGACCAACGAUGAGCCGGCAGGAGCAAGUUCAGCUUCCAAUGCCAGGGCGCCAAUGCCACAUGAGGACGCCGACAAAUGGACAUCGUCUCGAACCAAUGCCUUUUCUUAUUACAGUGGCCAACCGGACUCCAUCACGGUGAAGCGCCCUGAAGAUCAUGAGCCAUUGCCAGAUGUGCCACCAGUCCCUCCAGUCCCGCCGGCACAAGCACCUCCAACAGUGCCUCCACGGCCUCUGCCCGAAUCGCCCACGCUACCAGGACGCUCCGGCACUUCGACGCCAGUCCCGCCGAGAGAGAUCAAUCUUCCACCGCCCCUGGCAAGAUCAGCCUGGAGUCACGAAGAUUCCCCGUCCACCAAGUCUGAGCCUCUCGGCUCGGGGGGUUAUCUCGAGCCCGAGUCUCCCACCUUCUCCUCAGAGCGUUGGUCUGAGCCUGUCCAGGCCUCCCAGGGUUAUCCAGAAACCGAGCGAUCCCGUCAAAUAUCGGUUGCCCCGAGUGAAAGUCCACAGUCGGGACGAGAAAGCCCUCGUACCUCAUUCUCGUUUAACCGCAUCAUGUCUGGUAUCAGCGAGGUGUCGGCAGUUCGUUCCGACACUUCGAGUCCUCGGCGGCCAUCUCCGGGCCCAUCCAUGGUCAGUGCCAUGUCACCAUAUCACCAGUCACCUCCCUUUUCACCGCCACCCGAGUACCGUCGAAGUCCGACGCCCAGAUCGCAGUGGUCGCCUGGGUUGGCGUCACCCAGUCUUGUCUCUCCCGGCCUCAUGCCUCCAAGCACCAACAGUCCCAGCAUCAUCGCCCCCAGUAUUGGAUUCGCAAGCCAACUCGUCAUACAACCGCCGGCAAAACACAGUGGGCAUCAGGGUCGAAUCGAGGUCACCCCCGCUCGCCAUCUGACAGAUAAGGCCAAGUCCACUCGGAUCCUGCAUAUUGACACUUCACCAGCAAAUAUAUUUGUAGCCACCAAACAUGAUCCCAAGACCGUCAAGAUCUGGGCCAUCGCCAAAAGCGCGCUGCAUAGCACCAUCAAAAUCACGUCUUAUGUGCAACCUCAGGUUCGAUCCAGAGAGUACUUCAUCCGCAGUCACGCAAUCUUGUCGGAAAACGCCACCCUCAUAGGUAUCACAACCCACUUUGGGCUCACCCUCGAAAUAUGGAACUUUGCCAAAGGCGGCACCUCUGCCAAAAAGGUCCAGACCAUCGACGAAGCCCACCGGUGGGCAGCCUCCAAGCGGGACGCUUACCACACCGACUACGCACCACUCGUAGUCUACCGCCCCAAAGGCGACCGAAUCGACCGCUUCUUCCUCGCAAGACACCCCUCCGCCAAGAGACCCUUCUGGGAGGACUCAACCCACUCGAUUGAGCUCCUCAAGGCCGAACUCCCCUUUGUCCCCAAGUUCCCCGAGCUGGCCUUCUCGUCCGACUCCCCUUUUUUGGUCGCAGCAGCCGGACCACGACCGGGUGACGCCCCCAGAGCUCACGCGACGAUACUGAUCGCGUGGCUCAUGAAACCGACCUCUGACCACAAGCUCCGCGCUCGAACCCCCAACGCGACGGUGACGUCGCUCGAGGAUGAAGACCGCCACAAGCCGUACAGAGUCCACAUACCGGAAUACCCCGCCUUGCAGACCGCCCUUCCAGCCUCGCUCAUCGCGUGUGGGUCAUUGGCGGUGUCGAUUUGGAUACCGGCCAACCACACCGACGUUGCCGUUCCGGGGGGGAAAUAUCGCCGACAACCACUCCCGGCACCGGAACGGUUUGUUGUCGUCUGGGACUUGCCUACCAACUCGACGAGGAUAUUCGCGAUUCCUAAUGUUCAGGCUUGUAUCUCCCCCAACUGCAAGUAUGUCGCUUAUUGUGAUGCGAACGCGGGGCAGUUUGUGAUUAUUGAGGUUGAGACGGCGGAGGAGAUUUGGAAGUGGCCUGAUGCGGUUAAAGGGAAAAAGAACAAGAACAACCACAACCAUCUGGCGGGGUUUGGGGGCCAGUUUGAGGAUUUGCACAAGGUGACGGUGUUUGAGUUUUCGCCGGAUGGGGGGAUGUUGGUUGUGGGGGAUGAUAAGGGGAGCUUGGGGGUUUAUGAGGUGGAGAAGGGGGAGGAGAGGUUUGAGCUCGGGAGUGGGAUGGAGGUUAGUUUGGCUGAUGUGGGGCACUACCCGAGGGGGGUUGAGCAGCAGCAGCAGCAGCAGCAGCAGAGCAGUAGGUUUUCGGAUUCGAGUUUGUAUGUGCCGUUGGGAUGGCAGGGUCAGCAGGGAGGGGGGGGUGGGAAUGGGAGUGGGAGUAGUGGGGCUUUGGAGUGGACGGGGAGGAGGAACUGA